UAACGUCUUUAUAUCUGUCAUGGCCGCGCGUUUUUAACAUCGUUUCUGUUUUCUUGCGGAAUUUGUUUAUAGUUUAGUGGGAGUGUGUUUGUUUUGUUGUCGUGUCAGUGAUUGAAGCAACAUUUUGUGCCAAGGACGAAAUAUUACGUUUUGUAUAUAAGCGAGUUGGUGCCGUGAUAAGACAUUGGACUCCUGAUACGGCCUGUUUCAUAAUCACUAAUUGUGACGUGAGCCACAAGGGUCAUGGCGGAAGCCCACUCGGCUGUGGCCUUCUCGUUCUCCAUCACCCACGAGGGAUGGGACGUCAACUUCGACCGAGAGGUCCUGCACCUCGUCUGGCAGUCCGGGAUACGGUCCUGGAAGAAGAGGUUGGCCAGGUUCAAGAACAGUGUCAAAAAUGGAGUCUACCCUGCCCCACUGCAGAGCUUGUGGGCCAUUGUGGCAGUUAUAGCAGCUCUUCAUUUCACAGAGGUGGGAAUAGCACAUUCGUACGUGGACAAGAUAACGAGCCAUUUACCAGCGACAACCCUGCAAUGGCAACUGGUGAGCUGCACCUUGCUGGGUGUGCUGGUCUGGCUAUCCAUCAUCUACACCAUACGCUACAGCCUUAAGUUGAUCCUGCUGUACAAGGGCUGGAUGUACGAGGAGCGAGGUAAGGGCCGGACCGUGACCCCCUCCACCAAGGUGUGGGUUGUGCUCGUCCGAGUCCUGUCCGGCGUCACCAAGCCUCUGCUCUAUAGCUUUCAGGGAUCUCUGCCGCGUCUGCCUGUGCCAUCCCUCGAGGAAACCAUGCAGAGGUAUCUGCGCAGCAUUCGGCCCAUUGUGAGUGAUGAACAGUAUGCUCGCAUUGAAAAGUUGGUUGACGAAUUCCAGAAUGGAAUUGGAAUAAAACUGCAGAGAUACCUCCUUCUCAAAUCUUGGUGGGCAUCCAACUAUGUGUCCGACUGGUGGGAGGACUUCAUCUACCUGCGGGGACGCUCCCCGAUCAUGGUCAACUCAAACUUCUACGGCAUCGACGCCAUUCUCAUGCACCCAACCCACUUGCAGUCUGCGCGGGCGGCCACCGUCAUCCACGCCUGCCUUCAGUUCCGACGCCUCAUCGACCGCCAGGAGCUGGAACCGAUAAUGAUCCAGGGAGUGGUGCCCCUCUGCUCGUGGCAGUACGAGCGCCUGUUCAACACGACCCGCGUGCCAGGUGUGGAGACGGACCACCUGGUCCACUACUCGGACGCCAAGCACGUUGCGGUGUACCACAAGGGACGGUACUUCAAGCUUCCCAUCUACUACCGCAACAGGAUCCUGCGGCCCAGUGAGCUGGAAAUUCAGAUACAGCGUAUCCUGGACGAUACAUCUGCGCCGUACCCGGGCGAAGAGCGGUUGGCCGCACUCACAGCGGGCGAGCGCACCCAUUGGGCGAACACUCGCAAGGAGUUCUUCUUCAAGGGCAUCAACCGCCAGUCGCUGGAUCUCAUCGAGAAGUCAGCCUUUGUCGUUGCCUUGGAUGACAUGCCGUACGAGUUUGAUGAGGCUGAUCCGUCCAAAUUGGACAGAUACGGCAGGAUCUUGCUGCAUGGGAAAGGUUAUGACCGUUGGUUUGACAAGUCUUUCACACUGUGUAUCGGCACUAAUGGAAGAAUUGGCUUCAACGCUGAGCACUCUUGGGCGGACGCUGCCAUUAUGUCUCACCUUUGGGAGUAUGUGUGCGUGAACGAGGCUUCCGCGGCACGAUAUGCUCCCGAUGGCCACGUACAGGGUGUGCCAGAGUUCAGCCCACCUCCGCCCACCAGGCUCCAAUGGGACUUGAAACAGCCUUGCGUGGAAGCGAUUGAAAAAUCUUUUCAGGUUGCGGAGAAGUUGCUGAACGAUGUCGACCUGAGAAUACUCAUGCACACGGCGUACGGCAAGGGUUUCAUGAAGCUGUGUCGCAUCAGCCCUGAUGCGUACAUCCAGAUGGCCCUGCAGUUGGCGUAUUUCAGGGAUGCCAGCAGGUUCUGCCUGACUUACGAGGCCUCAAUGACUCGGCUGUUCCGAGAAGGACGCACUGAGACCGUAAGGCCGUGCACAAUCGAGUCUUGUGCCUGGGUGCGCUCAAUGUCUGACAAAAAAGUCACGGUGGAAGAGAGGGUGCGGCUGUUGCUGGAAGCUUGCAACAUGCACCAGAAGGGGUACCGGGACGCCAUGUGCGGCAAGGGCAUCGACCGCCACCUGUUCUGCCUGUACGUGGUCUCCAAGUACCUGGAGGUGGACUCGCCCUUCCUGAAGGAGGUGCUGAGCGAGCCGUGGAAGCUGUCCACGUCACAGACCCCGCACGGCCAGACCAGCCACCUGGACCUGCGCAAGUACCCGCGCUGCAUCUCCGCGGCGGGGGGCUUCGGCCCCGUCGCCGACGACGGCUACGGCGUGUCCUACAUCAUCGCUGGGGAGGAUAUCCUCUUCUUCCACAUCACCAGCAAGGUCUCCUCCCCGGAGACCAGUUCGAGUCGGUUUGCUGACAACAUCACGCAAGCACUGGCUGACAUGAGGGACUUGUUCACGGAAUGGCAAGCGAAGAAACAGAAGGCCUGAUGAAGCUAACCUUAGUGCAACUUGGACAUUGGACACAUCAGAACCUCUAAUACUGGUGCUGGCUGGAAGACUAAGUUAUAAUUAUUGUGCUGGGCACUGGUAGGAUAUAGUGAUGACAGGCAGAUUUUAUUUUUAAAUCUUUUGUAUAGUUGUUAUAAUUAUUGCUGUUAAAAAUUAUGUAGCUACACUAACAACAUUAUGCUUACUUUUAAGAUAAUGACCUAAUGAGAUCCACAGAAGUUUAUGUUCUAUUUAUGCAGUUUUAGCUUUCUUAUUUUUUACCCUCUCAGUGAUGCGUAUUCAUUCUUAUACCAUUCCUUACAUUUUCUUUAUGGCCUGUUGACUUUUAUUUUAGUUUACAGCUACAAAAAUGGUGAAAAAAUGUCCGUACAUAUCAUUGAAGGUAUCAGCAGUAGCUGUAUAGUUUUAUUUUAUGGCAUGGGUUUUAAUAUUUUGAUGUUAUUUUUAUACAUAGUUAUUGACAAUAUGACUUUUAGUUGAUAUAAUUUUUAAUAUUCUUCAAUAAAAAUAACAGUAUGUGUCAUCGGUCAGGUAGUAAAAUUGUGAAUCUGCUCUUUUAUUGAGAUGAGUAGAUAACCUAAUUUACAAUAAUUUUUUGAGAUUUUUUUUUUUGUGUGGUACAGUACUUGGUAAUAUCAUGCCAGCAUACUAAAUGAUAGUUUGAAAAUACAGAUUUAUUUAUUUUGCUAUUUUCAUUAUGUUCUCCAGUUUUGAUACUGUAUAGAUAAAAAAAUUGUGUGUGCAGGUUAUAGGCUAGUGGUUUCAACUUAAGAGUUCUGACCUACAAUAUUUUAUCAGUAAUUUUUUUUUGUUUACAAAGGUAUAACAAAACAGUUUCUUUAUAUUUUUUAAGGUUUCAGAAUUGUACUUGGUAAAAGUGAAUACAAUACAUAUUGCAAUAUAUACAUAUGUACAAAAUUAAAUUAAUAGUAUACGUAAUUUGGUACAAAGUAUAUAGUUAAUCAUGUCUCAAAACCGUGUUUGUUCUUUGUUAUGAUAAUGCCUGAUCAAUAUAGCUUUCUUUCUCCGUGAUCUAUACCUGUUAAACACUGAAUUGUGCUGAAGCAGCAGAAAUAGGUUGUGAUGGCUGUAAGUGUGUUGCAAGUGUGGAGCACAGCACUCUGAGAGCCGUAGAUAGUUUUCAAGGCUACGAACAUAGUUAUGAAUGAUUGCCUUAUAACUGGUGUUACUUUGAUAGCACUUUGUGUUCAUGCAUAACAAGUAUCAGGGUGUCCACAUUCUAGAAAGUCAGGGAAUCUACUUGUGGAAAAGUCAUGGAAUAAAUUCCUCCCAGUGGUAGCAAUUUGAAGGGGAUAUUUCAUGAUCCAAUCUGCCAUCACUUCAUCCAAUGGUGUUUUAUUGAAUAAUCAUACCCACUAUAAAAUUCUGUAUUCAAGGUUCUGUUUGAAUUUUCAUAUUUGUUAUAUAAUUCUAGGCUAGAUUUGGGUUUGGCAGAGGCUGUAUUUCAUUUUUUUUUUCUCCAAUAAAUCACAAAAUAGGUAAAUUAAAAAAAAAAUAGUCAGGGAAAUUUUAAUAUUUGUCAUGGAAAGUGAUUCAGGGAAAAGUCAGGGAACUUUCAUUGCAGAUUAGUGUGACACCCUGUGAGUGCAGUGCAAUUGUUUUGUAGAUGUACACUUAGUGUGAUAGCAAAACAGAUUUUUUUUAGAUGCAACCAAUCAAUGCAAUUUGAGUAAUUGUUACUCAUGUAAUGUGAAACUGUAACUGCGGAACAUUUGUUACCCGAAUUGAACUUUAUAAGGCAUAUCCAUACACGUAUUACAGCACAGUGCAUGCUUUGUGAGAGACUGUACAGCUGUUGUGUGCAACUGUCUGUCAAUGGAAACAGAAUGUUUCUGUCCUGAUUUGUUUGUAAUAUAUUUAAUAGAGCCCUCAUAACACUCGUUAUUGUGGAGUUCAAAUAAUGGAGAACUUUCCUGUGCACUGUAAAUAACUACAAUUAUGUGUGUAAAAGAAAUAUUCAUGAAGACACAGUUUUGUUUACAUUUUCUCGCUUCGGAAAUUAAAUACAAUUUGAAUUGUUUGAUCAUUAUUGGGCUCUCCUAUGAUGAAAAUGAAAUUGAUUUACAUAAAAAAAAAACACUUAAUGUUAAGUAAUAUCUGUUGACCCUUUUUUUUUUGUGGUUAAUGAACAAUGUUCAAAAUAAAUUUUACAGUCUAUACUA
Bacillus rossius redtenbacheri is the source of this 4769-nucleotide messenger RNA. RefSeq names its product carnitine O-palmitoyltransferase 1, liver isoform (gene whd). Gene Ontology annotation, molecular function: carnitine O-palmitoyltransferase activity. Gene Ontology annotation, cellular component: mitochondrion. The coding region runs from base 244 to 2565 and encodes 773 amino acids. Gene Ontology annotation, biological process: fatty acid metabolic process; carnitine metabolic process. The record is from RefSeq and is a predicted model, not a curated record. The transcript has 17 exons. NCBI's taxonomy places the organism in Eukaryota, Metazoa, Arthropoda, Insecta, Phasmatodea, Bacillidae.